Messenger RNA from Mandrillus leucophaeus (drill), 1245 nucleotides. RefSeq names its product transmembrane and coiled-coil domains 5A (gene TMCO5A). The record is from RefSeq and is a predicted model, not a curated record. Lineage: Eukaryota; Metazoa; Chordata; Mammalia; Primates; Cercopithecidae. The transcript is spliced from 12 exons. Bases 191 to 1057 code for a protein of 288 amino acids.
GGAUAGUUCCAGUGGAGAAAGAUUAGACUCCUCAGAAGCUAAUUGACUAGGGAAGGAUCAGGGAGACAAGAUACACCAAAAGGGAGAGGGAAUCUACAAUGGAAGGACACAAGAAAGAUCAACUGGAUUAAGUAGUCAUGAUUAUGCAAAGCCACAUCCAGAGACCAAGGUGUAAAGCAGGUCGGAGAAAAUGGAAAUCUUUAGAUUGGCUCAGUCAAAAAGAAAUAUUAUCAGUUUGAACACGGACCUUGAAAGGGAUAUGCAGAGAAUGGAUGAAGCAAAUCAGAAACUUCUUCUCAAAAUCCAAGAGAGAGAAGAUAAGAUUCAGAGACUGGAAAGUGAGAUCACUCAGACGGGGGACCUGGUGGAAGAUGAAGAGUGGGAGAAGGAGAACCACACCACGAUGGAAAGGGAAAGAGCCUUGCAGGAGCUGGAGGAAGAAACAGCCAGACUUGAAAGGAAGAAUAAGACAUUGGUUCACAGUAUAACAGAACUUCAACAAAAGCUUACAAGGAAAUCACAAAAGAUAACCAACUGUGAACAAAGCAGUCCAGAUGGAGCCCUAGAAGAGACAAAGGUUAAGUUACAACAGCUGGAAGCUUCCUAUGCACGCCAAGAGAAGGAGCUGCUCAAGGUAAUGAAGGAGUAUGCUUUUGUGACCCAGCUCUGUGAAGAUCAAGCCCUCUACAUAAAGAAGUACCAGGAAACAUUGAAGAAAAUAGAAGAAGAACUAGAGGCUCGGUUCCUUGAGAGAGAAGUAUCAAAACUUGUGAGCAUGAACUCUGUGGAAAAAGAGCAUACCAGGCAAAAUAAUGAGGGUACUCCUACCCAAAAGACAGCAACAUUUUUCAGUAGAAAGAUUUUUUGCUGUCUCUUUUUCAUCACCCUAUUUUUCAUCAGACUGCUGAGCUACCUGUUUUUUCACGUAAGAUUCAUAAAUCCAGAUCUCCUCGUCAAUGUACUGCCCAAGGUGCUGAGCAGGAGCACCUUGUGGAAGCUCAGAUGCUUCUUCUUUCCAUCUCUCACACUUGAGACAGAGGACAUGUUACCCCACUGAUUCCUCAAGAAAUAUCCUUGAGCAACAGAAGCGAAGUGGGAUCCGAGCGUGUAGAAGGGAGGCAUGAAACUUGUGGAGGAAAGAGAUUUGCUUCAGUUUUUUCCUCAUCGUUUGCCUACUUGACUACCUUCCAUCACCACAUCAUCUUUCCAGGAUUAACCUUGCCCAGUAAAAAGCUCUGUAAUAGA